Messenger RNA from Cucurbitaria berberidis CBS 394.84, 897 nucleotides. RefSeq lists its product as uncharacterized. The record is from RefSeq and is a predicted model, not a curated record. The coding region runs from base 1 to 897 and encodes 298 amino acids. Lineage: Eukaryota; Fungi; Ascomycota; Dothideomycetes; Pleosporales; Cucurbitariaceae. The transcript is spliced from 3 exons.
AUGCCUAGCUCUACGACAGUCGUGUUUUGGUUAUUACUUAUUUUUGCCGUAUCUAUUGAGCUGUUUCGUCCUUCUUCCAUGACUGAUUCAACUUCAUCUCCUGUGAAGGGCCCGUGGGCUGACGGCCCGAUUGCCCUAAUUCAAACACCGCAAUUUGCGACGAAGAAGGAUGAUAUCUUCACACUUGGCGCAACCCAUAUGGCGCAUAUUCACAAUGCAAUCAUAAGAGGCUACAAUUCCAUCUAUCUACAAGCACCAUACGUGAAGGAAGUCGAUAAACCCGCCUUUGUGGGCUAUGCGAUGACUUGGUAUCGCUUUGUGAAGAGCCACCAUGACGACGAAGAGGCGGAACUGUUCCCCACAGUUGAGGGAGUUCUGGGCACGAAGGGCAUUUGGGAGGAGACACAUCAUGAGCACGAGUCUUUCCUAGCCGGUCUAGCCGAGUAUGAAGCCUACCUUUCCAACCUCCCAUCACCUUCCGCCUUCUCCGGAGUCGAACUUUGCAAAAUCAUGUCCUCUUUCCAAGAACCCUUCGCCCACCAUUUCCAUCACGAAAUCACAACAAUCGCCUCCUUUGCCAAGCUUCCAGCUGCUCCUCCACCGAAUUCCCCUCAAGCCCAGCAAGCUGCUCUUGUUUUCAAAUCUUGGGGCAAGAAGACUGUCACCAAAGCCGGUACCUAUGACGUCGUACCAUUCUUCCUUUUGAACUUGGAUGCAAGUUACGAGGAAAAUAGCUGGGCCAAUUGGCCACCUAUGCCUGCGCCGGUGAGAUGGGGGUUGAUCAACGUGGCAGGUGCUGUCCACUGGGGAUGGUGGAAGUUCGCGAGCUGUGAUGCGCAGGGAGUGCCGAGGGAAUUGUUUGCGCUGGCGGAUGAAGAGAGUACAGAAGAAAGAUAA